CAUCGCGGGAUAAUUUGGAUUAGGUAUCAACACCUUUAUCACUAUGAGAAUCCCUAGAGUAUAAAGAGGCAGGAAGAUCUCCUACAAUAAUAAUAAAAAAAAAAAAAAAAAAAAAAAAAAGAAAAAAAAUAUGUAUGAAAAAAAAUGUAAAAAAAAAAAAAAAAGAAAGAGAGAGAGAAAAAGAAAUACAUAUUGUAAUUCAUUGUCACAGAUGAAAGAUCUCGUAUAUGUAAAAGUCAAUAAUUUUAUUGGAUUUUCUAUCGAUAUUUAUAUUCUUAUUAUUCUUUUCAAAUCAAUUUUAUUUCAUAUCAUAACCGUAUUAACAAUAUCAAACGAAUAUUUAACAUAUCAAAUGAGAAAUGAAAUGGAAAUGAAAUGAAAUGAAAUGAAAUGAAAUGAAACGAAAUGAAAUGAAAUGAAAUGAAAUUGUUAGAGAGCGUAUACGCGAGUUCGUUCGAAACUCUCCUGGGAACAAUGGAAGAAGGUUUUUAUGACUAAUCCUUACGAUCCCCUUAUGUUCGUCCCAUCGAUGAUGACGGAAAGAUAAUGAACGUGUCUGAAAAUCAUAUGUUACGAGUAUACGCAUACUAAUGUAUAUAAUUCCUCAUGUACAAAAGCGAAACACGUGGGUUAAUUUUUUUUUUCCUUCCCUUUCUUUCCUUCUUUUUCCUUUCUUUUUUUUUUUCCUUUACAAGGGCAAGUUUCUUUCGCAUGAUCCAAACCCUACCGUUUGGAAAAGACACCCACCCUUUACGCUUGUGUGUGUACAACAACACAGAUGGUUUAAUGCGACGAGAAUCGUAUGAACACGAACAAGCAAACAUGUUUGCGACGUUUGUUCGAGGGGUGAAUAGAGAAGUAACGUUGUUCGCUUUGAUAUGCCGUUGCCAUGGUGAUAAACAACUUAAACGAAAGCGAUAUUUUCAGAAAGAAAAGCACCCGGCUUUCUUCAUCCUCGGUUUCUCAUGUCACAAUAAGAUCUCUGACACGUUUAUAUAAGAAAAUAAAAAAAAAAAAAAAAUGGAUUCGCGAGGUAGUAGUGAGACAAUGUCAUUUUUCGUCGAUGUCGUUACCGAAGAUUCAUUCUACGAGAAUUUAACGUUAGGUGUCGUCAAGAUUCUCGAAAAUUCGCCAUGCGUUAAAAACGUUCGCGUUAACAGACGAAAUGGUUGCGAACGAAACGCCAUUGCGAAUUGGGAGCAACGACACGGCUGCGUGUUGCCAGAAGACGUGAAGAAUUUCUAUGCCUCGAUCGAUGGUUUUCUACUACAGUGGAAUCUCGAGAUAGCAGGCGAGGAAUUUCCGGUAGGGCGAAUGGAGAUAGGCAAGCUGUCGUCCCUAAAACGUUACCUCGGUGUUGGGAAGGAUCGACAAAGCGGAACGACGGCGAGUCUGGCCACGGAGGAAGGAGGGGACAUCGAACCGGAAGUUGAGAUACUCGUAGGGAGUACCGAGGACGUUGUUACUGGUAACUCAAAGAUUCACACGGUUAAUCCUCGUGGUUCGAAACUCUUUGAGAUAGCUCGAUGCUUUCCCACAAGUUCGGAUGCGAAGAUUUAUUUGGUAUAUACGAAUAAAGCUGAACAAACGUCCCCUGAAAUUUGGCUUCAUCAGGAAACUGCAGAUCGAUGGUAUCAUCUGGCCGAUGAUUUUACCAGAUACUUUCGUAUGAUGUUGGUCCAUCUUGGUUUGCCUGUUUGGCAAUGCUGUGUCGUUGGCUUACCUCUGCCAACCUGGGUUGAGCAAGUCUAUUUCUUGGUUGGGCCUCAUCUACUGCCAAAUAUAAUAGAACCAACGGAAACAAUUUCUAGUAGUCUCUGGAACAAUGGUCCAACCAAUCUACUCGAUCCGAACAUUUUCAAGGGUAAAGAAAGUAAGCAAAGAAAUCCAAGAAAGAAAUGAUUUUUUUCGUAGUCAUUGCCGUCCUUCUGAUCAUCGUGAUAAAUCUUUCUCUUUCGAGGAAAAAGAAAAAGGAAAGAGAGAAAAAAAAAAAAAGAAGGAAGGAUAUCAUGGCGAUCCGUCAAACGUACGAACCCCUUUAUAUUUUCCUCAAAAGAAAAUGAAAGAAUCGUGCACGCGUAAAAGUGUCUUAGGAACAAAGGUGAAAAGAAAUAUUAUAGGGGGGGAGAAAGUAAAAGGUGACAUUUUAAAAAAUCAACAUCUUGUUUCUUUCUUAUUCGAAAAGAUAAUUUCUACGAGUGCGAGAGAGAAAGAAAAGACAACUUCCGAUAUCAUCCAUAACCUUUUAGUAAAUAGCACUGGGUAUAUCACUUGGGAUAUAUUGAAAUUGAAUUGGCACACGAUCUCUUCCUCUAUCUUUAUCUCUUUCUCUAUUUUUAUCUUUUUAUCUCUUUCUCUCUCUCUCUCUCUCUUUCUCUCUCUCUCUCUCUGUUUCUCUUUCUCUCUUUCUCUAUCCAUCUCUUUUUGUUUUACUUUCCUCGUUCUUAUUUAAUGCACGUCAUUACGGAUCAGCUCGUUAAAUUCGCCUUAAAUCAUUGUAAUAACAGUUUAAAGGAAUUAGAACACGCAUAAAAUUAAUCAAAAGAAUUUAACAUUCAAUUUAUUCGGAUAUUCGUUUGAUUUAAAAAGUUCCGACGAUAAAACGCAAUAAAAUUUCUCGUGUAAUUUAUUAUUUAACUCCGAUAUACCAUCGAUAGAGUUUUACCUAUAUUUUAUUUAUUUUCUUGUCUUUUUUUCUUUCCUUAUUUUUUCUUUCUUCUUCUUCUUCUUUUUCUUUUCUUUUUCUUUUUUUUUUUUUUUUUUUUUUGGAAAAUAUCACUAUAGAUAGAAAGAAGAGAUGAAAUAUAUCGAUGAUGGAUUUGUUCGAGCCAGGACAUAAUCCUGUUGUGUCACGUUCGCGUAGAAAAAUAAAAUGGAUAUAAAGGGGGACGAAGAAGGACAAAAAGAAAAGAACGAAAAUAUAAAAAUAAAAAUAAAUAAAGCAAUAAAAAAACUUUAAAAAUGCAAGUUUCUCUUAUAAAAUCCAUUUACCAUCUAGUAUUACUACAUAUAUAUAUACAUAUAUAUAUAUGUAUAUAUAUAUAUAUAUAUAUAUAUAUAUAUACAUACAUAUAUACAUAUAAUGGCAGAACAGCAAUAAACGAUUCUUCUCUUCUCCUCGACCCUUGGCCCAGUUGGCACGGUACGCACGCAAAAAUGGCAGCGCACUGCUGCGACUGGCAGCACGCCUUCCUAUUUGGCUACUGCGGCUAUCCGUGAAACGCAGUCGUUUCGUCGCCGUACACAACCAACCAUCUACGAACUUUUUAUUUCUUUUUACCCAGUUUUUUUUUUGUUUGUUUGUAUUUUUUUUUCUUCCCCCAAACUCCAUAAUCCAGAUACUUUCUAUGCGGAAAAUCCUUUGGCAAUCCGAAUGCAUAUUCCUUUCUUCCUCGUUUUCUUAUAAUCCUUCCUUCCUCUUUUUCCUCUUCGUCCUUUUCCUCUUCCUCUUCCUUUUCCUCUUCUUCUUUUAUCCAUUCCAUUCUUGCCAACAUCGACCCUUACUCUCGAUAGACAAAAUUCGUGAUAAGGAAAAGUAAAAAGAUAUAUAUAUAUAUAUAUAUAUAUAUAUAUAUAUAUAUAUAUAUAUAUAGAAAGAGAGAGAGAGAGAGAGAGGGAGAGAGGGAGAGAGAGAGAGAGA
Molecule: messenger RNA, 3640 nt
Organism: Vespa crabro (European hornet)
Lineage: Eukaryota; Metazoa; Arthropoda; Insecta; Hymenoptera; Vespidae
Product: tubulin polyglutamylase complex subunit 2
Exons: 2
Coding region: 1021-1902 (293 amino acids)
Biological process (GO): protein polyglutamylation
Source: RefSeq, a predicted model, not a curated record